AAUCAUAGUUAGCAUUCGUGACUACUGGUAUAAUAAAAUUUGCCAAGAGCUUUUAACGUUUUUCUUGGCCGCUAACCAAGCUUUUUGGGCUUUGUCUUUCCUGACUCUACCCUGGAGGGUAUAGAAGACUACUCACGAAACCGCCUGGCAAAAACAAACAUUUUGGCGGGUGAUUGAUUCUUCUGUCGAACUUUUUUUAACUUGCAUCGUCACGUUCUUACAUAAGCUGAUGGGAACUGGACUUUGCGUUAAGUUAGCGUUUGCUGUUUUGUUUCCUUGUCUUCAGAGUAUAAAGACGUAGAUUUUGACGAGAGUCGAGGUAGGUCGAUUUGUCUUUUUCGCCUUUCGAUUAAGCUUAUUAUCAGUAAUGGUACAAAAAGUAAUAGAAUUAUAGUUUAGAAAAACAAAACUAAGCUUAAGUUCAGAAUUUUCAAUAUAAACUCGGAUCAGGCUGGGUUUUUUCUUAUUUCAAUGCUUACAUGCAGUUUAUUCAUUGAGCCUCCAGCGACUGAGUUUCGCUGGAAAAUGUUCGUGAGCUUUACACCUGCGAUGAAUCGUUACGUAACACCCCAAUGAAAGCAGUUCCCUUUAAAACGUUUUAAGAAAUGGACCAUUUCGGCUCCACGACGCAGUACAACCAUUAGGUUUAUUUUGGCCGUUUCGGCCGAGCACCAAGAGAUAUAACAGUACGUUAUACUACAACUUCUACUACAUUCAAACAUGUAACCACUAUUAUGUAAUAAUUAACAUUGUGACUGAAAAGCCCAGUUGAAGGGAGUCUCAAUAAAGGAUGUAUGUAUAGAUAAACUACAUCAGAACUGUAUCCACUCAGAUGCUGGAAAUUCCAUAUUACACAUCCCAACUACAUAACAGAAAAGUUUACGCUUUUUUAAUACAGCUAUCAGAAACUUUUAAGUGAGAAGUGGAGAGGAAAAGUUGUUACCCCUAGGUCUUAGAGCCCCUCUUUCAAAAUUGAUGGAUCUGCCCUUAAAAAAUGGGCUGUAGAUUGAACUUUCAUCAAGGGUUAAUGAUAUAAUAAUAGGGCCAUUUACACAAAGUACGUCUUACAGAAAAUGCAUUGUAAACAAGAUACAAUCAUCAAGGGGAGAAUUAAUGUAUAUUUAUGGUACAUUAACAAUGCAGUCUUCACAUCAUGUGACUUAUAUUGCACCAGCUAAGACACAGCUCAAAAUAAAUUGUGGUUGUGUAAUACACAUCUCAUGUGAUGAGACAUGUCAUAUUUUUUCCUGUAUAAAUGACUCUAUAUUGCAGUUCCAGAAAAUUUCCAUAUCAACCUCUUGGAGGGCUAUUAGGAGUUAUGAGGGGUAGGGGAGUUCUAGAGGCCAGAAAUUUAAAACGAUAUUUCUGAAGUUAAACAUUGAGGGGUGGAGGGGCUGGUGCAUGAGUUCAUAGGAAAAAAAAAUCAUCCUGUGGGGGUUUAGUUUGGAUAUUUUCUGAACAAAAUUAAACAGCUAAUUAUAAUAAGCUUCCAUUGAUACAAUAGUAAAGCUUUUUUUAUUGGUAAUGAUAACCGCAAUAAUAGCUAUCAUGCUGCAUAUAGUCUCCCUCUCAGCUAUUUUUUAGUGUUGUCAAGCAAUGCUUAAUAUUGCGUGAAGGCAGUAUGUCUGUGUGGAAGUCUAGACUAAUAGCUGUACUUAAAGGCUAAUCUGAUAUAAUAUUCCAUGGUUAUGCAAAAGCAAUAGAUCACCAAGGUGCACCAUGACAUCAUCAGAACUCCCUUUAUUGUCCGGAAAAGUGUGCAUUGUGACAGGAGCAUCUCGGGGUAUUGGUAAAGGUAUUGCCUUGAUGCUGGCUAAGGCAGGAGCCACCGUGUAUAUUACAGGUCAGUUCAACUUUUAGGAAAUUGUCUUACAGUAUGAUAAAUUAUCUACUCCACAAACAGUGGCCAACAAAAAACUGUUUUCUACGUGAACAUAAUUUAAAAGCACAAAAAAAUUCUUUUUGAUAGGAAGGACCCUUGAUGCUACAGAAGGAAGGACUGGAUCACUGCGGCAAACUGCUGAGGAGGUAAUAACAGUGUUCCACAAAUUAUUAUUUUUCAGCGUUGGUUUUCCAGUUCAGGUCUCCACAAGAACAGCGUGCAAAGAAAGUUGAGUUUGACUGAUGCAUUUAUAUCGAAUGAAUGGUCGUAGAAUUAUCGAAGGAAUACUCAUAAAGUUGUUUUUGAGAGAUUGCUGAUGUGUGACGUAAAUUACAUGUAAGUGGUAAGGUAUUCCAGGUAAUGUCAAUCUGGUUGAAGAAAGAGUCCCUAUUAAAUAACGAGGUAUGUACAAAAGCGUCUGGGGUGGGGGGAGAUUCCAAUGGAUACUGGCGAAGAACUCCAAGUAGAACCAGGAACAAAGCCUAUGUAGUCCUUGAUGGCUAUGCUUCACGGCUGUGUUAAAAUAGCAAUUUCAUAAAUUUAAAGAAGAAACAGAGAUAGCAGUAUUUCUGCCCAGGGUUAAUUCUAGAGUGUGGCUUUGUGAGAUUGAAGUCCACUUUUACGUAAAAGUGACAAGUAGGGUGUGGAAGUAAUCUGAAGUGAAGAAUUCGAUUUUUUUAGAUCACGGUAGAAAUAACACUGGUUAAGUGUCUUUCAGGUUUUAAUAAGACCCCCAUAAUGAGGGUACAGUGUGGGCUGCUGCCCGUGGAGUAGAAACAAAUUCUCCAGGAUAGGAGAGCUUUAAAUGCAAUAUCAGGCAAAAGCAAAACCAAAAAUUAAUUUGCUUUGCGAGUUUUAAGAAACAGAACUCAAAACACUAAGAGUUGACUCUGUCGCGUAGGCGUAGAACGACAAUAAUUUAAUUCACCUCGAAUAAGCGCCCACCACCACCCCACUCCAUCCACCUCGUACUCAAAAUGAAAUAAGCACCCACCCACAGUCCCCCUUCUAGCUCCCAUCCCCUCCCCCCUGCAAAAAAACUUGAAUAAGUACUAAUAAGAGACUUCCCAGAAGACGGAGUUUUCGUCAGAGUAGUUUACAGGAAACUUACUUUGUUACAUCUUCGCGUUUUGUUUUUACCAUUUAUUGUUUUGUUGCAAAAUAAACAUGCUACACUUGCUGAAAAAGUUAAAGUGCCCAGCCUCGAAUAAGCGCCCACCCUCAAGGUCCAAAAAUUUAAUAAGCGCCCAGGGCGGUUAAUCAAAUAAAUACGGUAUUUGUGAUUUUGUUCAUAUUCCUUGGUGGAAUUGAUGGUACCCUUUUUUCCAGUUUAUAUCUGAAACGACCAUCCCCCUCCCCCCAAAAGUUAAAUGAUCGUCCCCAUCGCAAGGACACAAUUUCUAGGGUAUGCAUCCGCCGUUUUGUCUUUUUUGGUCGAGACGACUUGAUUGGCUCUGCCACAGGCAGCCCAAUGAUGACCGUAAAGUGUUCAGUGACUCGUAAGAAAACUGUUACAUAUGACCGCUUCAGGCGGGUCGUUUAUAACAAAGAAGAUGUUCUGAACUGUAGUUUCUCCUAAACUUUAGUGUUCGGUACGGAUAAAUACGCGAUACAAAUUUUACGUUGUGUACGGUAUUGUUUGCGUGACACAAGCGAUGCGGUGUUACGGAACGAUCUUCCACGGCCAACUCAAUUCUAGGAUCAAAAUACAAAGGAUUUCGAAUAACUGUUUUACAUUAAACCAUGCACGAGUCACGUUUUCCACGCUAACCGAGAGUGUUCUCAGCAGAGGACAAAUAGGAAUGGUACUAAGAGAAUCCCAUGAGGGACUCCAUAUGUUACGUCCACCCAGGAAGAGAAUGAACUAUCAACGAGAACACUUUGGGAUCGUGACUUUAGUAGUGUGAUAACCAUGGAGAGUUCACGAAUGUCAAAUGGUAUUAAUUUAUGUUGAAACUGGUAGUGAGGUAAGGCAGACUCGAAAGGUAGUAAGAAAUCUAAUGAAGCAGCGAUUUUAAAAUGUUGUUGUUCUUUUUUAUUUGACUUUUUAGAUAGGACAAGAGAGUACCGGACAGUGUAUACCGGUGCAGUGUGACCAUGGAGACGAUCAAGAAGUCCAAAAGUUGUUCGAUAAAGUUAGCAAAGAACAAAAUGGACGGUUGGAUAUCCUUGUGAACAAUGCUUUCAAAGGAGUGAAGGUACAGUCUGUAAGCAACAGUCAGGCUGCAACAAAUAACAGAUGUCAACUAUUUUAUAUGAUGCACAGGUUAGGGAUGGCCGAAAGCUACAGUCAAAGCUCUCUUAACUGGCAUUCUUGUGUUGUGAAGUGGACAGCUCCACUUAUGCCGUUAAAAAACCAAAAUUUAAAACUUUCAUACUUAGAAGUUCCAAGCUACCUCAGCUGGGGCAUAUAAUAAGACAAUGGCACACUAUUCCUGGCGCGAGUCUCACACCUGCGGAUCGGAAACUUCGAUCUUACGCCUGCGGACCAAUUUCUCACGGCCGGAGGAAAAAUAUGAACCACAGCCUUAACGGACCCAUUUUCGAAAAAUGUAUCAAAGUAACAUAAACUCGAGGCAAUUCGAGAAAAGGAAAGUCUAUGUAAAUGAUCGUACUUUCCCCAGAAAUCAGUGGUUUUUGAAAAGAAAGCACCGCAACUGAGUCAUUUGGAACACUUUGAAAUCUUGGGACGACGUCUUACAGAUUUGAUCGGGUCCUUUACGAAAAAUCCUGAUACUCUAAGGACAAAAUUCUCGCGCCUUUGACUCAAAAAAGGUGGCAGGUACACUGUGCUGUACUUACUUAAAUUGGGGAGCUUAAGCAACGACGACAGCGACGGCAAUGAGAACGGCGAAAAAGCAAUAAGUCUAAAACAGCAUAUUUGCAAAACAAUAACUUUGCACGUGCAUCACGCUUUUUUGUCGCCUGCGAAUACAGCCGUCUCUCCUCGCUCCAAGUUCAAGCACAGGUUACCCAGGCUCACUGUGUCACGUACGGGUUUCAUAACAUGAGUAAAUAUAGAGAACAUAGGGCGAAGUUUAGGUCUGGAAAUUUGCUAGAAAGUGGAAAUAAAAAUCGAUGAAACUUAUCACGUGGCGAGUUGUUGUUAGCUUGCGAAAACAUCCGUUUCUCCUCGCUCUUCGCCGCUGGGGACUUUUCGCGAGGAGGAACGUCUGCGACUCAGCGAGAGAAAUUCCAUACUGAUGACGUAAAAUCUGUCCGGAAUCCGGUCAGAAGCGCUGAUUGGUCGACGGAGUAGUUACAUUGUUUUAGCUAUUGUUUACGAAUGACAGACAAAAGACAAAAGGCCACAAAGGUCAAAUGUAAAUGCGGAGAAUCUCUAACAAAACAGUCAAUAUUUCUGGAAUAUAGUCUUCUCUAGAAGAAGCAUUUAAGCUUUGCCGGAGCUCGUUGGCAGAUGAACACAACACUUCACCAAAAUCGACCAGAAGACACGCAAAAUCGGACAAAUUUAUAUUUGGAACCCCAUGACUACCGGAUUCAUUAUGUAAACAUUGAUUUGCGUCAUCAGUAUUGAAUUUCUGUCGCUGAGUCGCAGACGUUCCUCCUCGCGAAACGUCCCUAGCAGCGAAGAGCGAGGAGAAACGGAUGUUUUCCCAGGCUAAGUUGUUGUUGUCCUUAAUAUGCACACGAAGUUUCGAGAAAAAUGGCCUGUGCCUCAUCUUUACUAUACUAUGUAGGAAAGAUGAAGCGCACUAUUUUUCUCGAAACUUUCUGUGCAUAUUAAGAAGCGAGGACCGAGAGACGGCAGUAUUCGCAGGCUGGCUUUUUUGGACAUUUCUUUGCCGUUGUUGCACGACUAUGACGUGAAACUUCUUAGUUUCACGUUUUAUGGAGGACGUGAACACAAGAAAACAAUAAUUUUUUUUCUGAAUUUAGAUACAAUCCUUUACAAUCAACUCACGGAAAAUUCUUAACAUUAAACAAAUUAUAUGAAAUGGAAUAAGAGCAUUAAAUAAGGUUUGAAACAGCGCGAAUAGCGACGACGUUUUCGCUGCCCUUGCCGUCGUGAUUGCUGAAGCUCCCGGCCUAAAAGCAGUGUUAUAGUUUACUCAAAAGACAAAAAGUGAUUAAUAUAUCGAAAUAUAUGUAUAAUAACUGUGUGUUAUUGACAAUUUUUGUGUUAUGGCCUAGGUAAUAAAUGAAAAUGAAGAAAAACCAUUUUAUGAACAGGUAAGAAUCUCAAUUUAAUUGUCGAUGUUGAAGAAUUCUGCUUGGAAGACAUUUAAUUAAUAUGCAUCAUUUUGUAACUUUUUGUAACUUAGAGGGAUGAUCUCUUGCACUUUGUUAAUACAAAACUAAUGUCAUAAUUUGUUAGUGUCCACCAUGCAUCAAUGCUUGUUAUGACAUCAGUUAGUACAUUUAUGUAUACUACUGCAUGAGAAAUUUCUGCAAUUUGAUUGGUUAGAGCAGUGGUAUUUCAGUUUGAUUUGAAAUACCUACAUGUGAAAAUUACAAACCUAUUGCGGGUAGUAGUAUAAACAAAUAAUAGCAUGAUCUGUACGUGAUAUUUGGCAUAAAUACCACUCGUGAUAUUUCAAAAUUGUCUCAAAUUUAACUCGCCUAACGGCUCGUGAAAUUACGUGAAAAAAACAAUUUCAAAUAUCACUUGUGGUAGUUAUGCCAAAUAUCACUACAAAUCCCGCUAUUACCUAUACUAACUGGCUGGUGUUUUCCCUGCGGUUGUUGCGACUAACCGCCCAAUAGGUGCGUCUUCCACGGUUUUUUUCAAGUGCAAGUUUUGAUUUAGACCAAUAAGCGAAUAUCUAUGGACGCUGCUGGAAAGAGGGCCCCAAAAUUAGGAAACUUACCAAGUUUAACGGUGAUACGUCCAAAGAUAGCCAAGAUAUUGCUCCACAAAGUCGCGAAAUUUUACAGACGUUUGUAUGGUGGGGGGGCACGAAUCCACCCUUGUUUCCUCUUCUUUGGUUUGCUUGGUCACAAUUAACUUGGUGUUAUACUGAUUCUUAUCCUUUAGCCUGCAAACGUGUGGGAUGAGGUGAACAAUGUAGGACUCAGGUAAGAAAAUGAAUAUCUGAAGAUCGAAAGACCGUCUGUUCAGUUCAGAGAUGGUAUUACACAUUAACAUUUUUGGUAUGUAAGGUAAUUCCCUUGUUUUGUACUGCGCAUCAUCUACUGCGCGUUACUGCGCGUAACUUUGUGAUAUUAAAGGUGUAGGCGGUCAUUUUCACCGGCCGCCUGAAGAGAGGUAACAAAUGGCCCUUUUGUAGUCCAAAUAGUUUUCUUACAUUUUUUUGCAAUCCCCGCCUCGCGGUUGCCUUUGCUCGCCUGAAAAAAGCAAAAUAACGGCUGUUCUGCCGCCUAGUUUCUUGGUUAUUUGAACUGUGACAAUUUUUUUGUAGAUAGUCAUUCUCUGAAGUCAGCCAGUGCCUCAAGAAAUAUUGUUAAUGGAAAAUAUAUGCAUAUUCUCAAAGCUGUGCAGUAAGCCUUGCUGUUUUACUCUCAGUUAAUCGGCUGUAAUCUUUUCGCCCUCCUAAGUAUGUGGCGGUGUGGAUUACUCUCAAGGCUUUUUUUGCUAUUGAAUGUCUUAAAAGGACCGAUUGUCACGGAAAGGAAAACAAGCAAUGGUGUGUUAGGCCUUGGUAAGAUAAAAAACGUUGAUACCAACUUGCUUCUACCGAAAGGAGAAGAGCUCUUGGUCGCAUACUCGCAGGGUGGAUCUUAGGCACACGUGCUCAUUCCAGCGCUGGACUUUAUUUCAUGUUUUUUGUUUCAACGUUCUUGGCAUGUAUUGUACAGCUGUAGUUUAUCUCUCACUUCCAACCGUUUAACUUGAUGUAUAAUAGUCAGUAAAUGUUAAUGACUAGGUUACGGCAGCAAGGAGUUCAUCGUCAUCGGCGUUCUUUGUGUCCCUUUUCUCCAUUAAGGUCGAAUUACAUUGCCGCGUGGCAUGCAGCCAAGAUGAUGGUUCCAGCCAAACAAGGACUUAUAGUCAAUGUUUCAUCGUCAGGAGGAAUGACGUAUCUUUUCAACGUUGCAUAUGGCGUUGGAAAAGCUGCAGUAAGUCGCACAAGUUUACAUGCUCUUAAAAAUGAAAGUGGGGUGUUAGUGGGGUUCUUGAAAUUACGACUUCUUAGCGAAAACUUUGUACUUUAAUACAAAAGAUGUGUUUCGACUUCCGUCCUUUUCGAAGACUCGUCCUUCAGUAUUGACUGGUACUUAAUUUUCAAAAGUGCAUAUUCAAGAUCAUCUUGAUUGCAUUGAUAAUUUCUUUGCAUUACUAUUUUUCUAAGAAUGAUCGAAUGGCCGCAGACAUGGCUGUGGAGCUGAAGGAACAGAAUGUGGCUUGCGUGUCCCUUUGGCCUGGAGCUGUGAUGACUGAAAAUAUCAGAGACUAUUUAAGUCAACCACAAGAUGAGAAGGUAAUUUGCAGGUUUUAUACUAAAACAUAUGUAUCCACCACUUUUUGUACGUUACAGAACGCUCAAGUGAAAAAAAACAUAAACAUAAAAAAACAAAUAGAGGGUGUCAAGGAGUUUCUUUUGGCCCAAGUUAAUAAGUAUAAAAUUUUCAAAACAUCUGUUGAUUCGUGCCCUCUUUUUAUCGUGUUUUUCUGUUGAACGGAGGGCGCUAAAUGGAAUCAUAAAAUUUGAACCCUCCUUCCGCUGAUAAGUCAGAAUCACCCUUAAAUGUACUUUUGUAACAACUUAGGUUUGGGGUUACAAUAAAUCCUCCAUUAACCCCCCUCCCAUAACUGCAACUAUCGUGCGCGUCCUAUAUGGUUUCUAUCUCCUGUACCGAAAAUGUUUGAGAAAAUAUAAUUUCAUGAACUGUACUCCCGAAUUUCAAUGGGUGUCUCUCUCCUAACAUGUCUUGCUCUCUACGUGGCCACUCCUGUUACCCUGAACUUGUAAAGCUAACUCAUUAUUGGCGCAUGUCACUUAAUAGAGAGAUUUAGAGUCACGUUCACGGCAAACGGCAAACCUCAGGAUUUAAGUUGAGAAUUUCCCAAAAUAGAAAGUAAGCAGAUAAAAACUGUCUAGAACAAUUUUUAUGGAUUAUACUGGAGUGAAACUACUUAUUUGUUGGUAGAAAAUAAACAGUAAACUACAAUUAAGGGGGAAACUUGGUCAUGUGCAAAUUCACGUUUAACGUUUAACGUAAACGUGCCUCUAAAUCUCUCUAGUAGCAAAAAGGAAACUUGUUUUAAUCGCCAUCGACUUGUUAAAAGCGUUUGAUUCCAUCUUCCUCAGCUUAUUGUUAGCACAGCUGAAGGCGUAUGGUGUUGAUGAGUCAGUCAAUUGAUGCACAGGCCUUCCAAGCUCACGUCACGAGUGUGUUAUGUAACGUCGAACUUUACAUGUGUCGAACCUAAUUAUUAGGUUCGGCACAUGUAAAGUUCGACGUUUGAACCGGGCCCACAUACCGGAUAGCUGUUCGUGCUGACAUGAAAAGCUAUCCGGUAUUGUAUGAACAGCAACAAGACAGAACUGGAAUCAGUCGUUCACACACAUCGAACAUCGUACUGUGCCGAACCUAAUUAUUAAGUUCGGGUCGUGUAAAGUUCGACGUGUGAAUCAAUUAGGAACGGCACUUUCGGUGACUUUUGUAUUUGGGUCGACUCUGCCGUUCUAUUCGACUGAGCUUGUCGAAUACAACGACAAAAGAUCGACUUCGAUUCAUACGUCGAACUUCACAUGUGCCGAACCUAAUGCAUAAAUUAUGUUAACGUAUUUUCAAUGUAACCGCGCUUCUGAUUGGCUAUUCUAGUGGGUUUUCGCGCCUGUGCAGGCAGCACUCACAGAAGCGUUACGACGGUUACCAGGUAUUAGGUUCGGCACACUCGCUUUGUCUAAUGUAGGCGAAUUUUCCAGGAGUUGAAUUCUCAAGAAAGAUAUUCAAGUUUAAAAAGAGAAAGAGAAAUUCGCCUCGGUAUGUUCAAGUUGUCGAUAAAACGUGCAAAGUUGUUGUUUUGGUAACCUAAACCUAUUGUUUUUGUGACGUUCUCGUUGUCGUUUCCGUAGUUACAUCUUAAACUCCCUAGUACUUACUUCCGCUACGGACCGAAUACCUGUUCUGUUCACUUUUCAUCGAAUGCGAGAAUAUGCUUGGUGAAAACAUUAUUUAUUUAUUUAUUUAUAGUGUGAACAUUGUCUCAGGAGCACCCAACGACUGUUUUCUGUGAAAUAUCUGUUCGGAGAAGCAAAAAUUGCCUAGCAUUUUCUAUAGCUUGAGGAAGGCUAAAAAUUUCUAGAUAACAGUUCCAUUCAUGAGUCAUUCAUGUACAAUUUUCGAAGCAUAUCUAAGAAAUUCCCUACGUUUUCUUAAAGUUCAAUUUUUCGCAUUUCAGCCCCCAGGUUAGGAUGUUCUAAGUAGGAAAAGGAAAGCUAAAAUUUUCGGAUUCGAAAAUGCGAUUGAGAGAGGAAUCAGAAAAAUCAUCUCUUUCGUAAAACAAUGACUUAAAAACUGCAUCUAAAAUUUUCGAGAAAAUAAUUCUGAGACCCUUGUAAUUUCGAAAAGACUCAAGUUUUCCUAGGGUGACCGGACAGAUACAAAUUUUAUAGCCCCGCGUAGAAUACAUUUCUAGAGUUUUCAAUGCUUUUAGGAGGAAACCGUCGUUGGGUGCCCCUGUAGUCUUAAUGCAAGAGUGUCCUACUUAGCGUACGACUCUUACUUUGAUUUACUCGGCUAACAUAAGUUAAAACUCGAGUUAAUUAGAAAAUAAUAAAGAUGAGCAAAACCAACCUUUGAGUAAUAUUUCACUUUGUAGAUAAGGAGAACAGCCAAACUUUUCGAAGAUGCCGAGGAUCCAACAUUUUCAGGCAAGGCCGUGGCUUGGCUGGCAGCAGGUAUUAUUACAGUUGAUUUUAAACAUUGCCCAUGUUGUUCAAGACCAAGGCAAAAUACCAUAAUACGGCAUAACAUGAACGAAGCCUAGUUAUCUCUAAUUCUGGGUUAAGUGUAAACAGAGCGUAUAAAUUGUGCUGUUAAAUCGUCCUUUAAACAACACGGCCCAGAUAGUUCAGGCUAUCCCAUUACGCGCUGGGUUUGACAGUAACUGGCUAGUCGUCACGAUAUGUAAGCCAAAAGGUGUCUUUGCAUCAGUUGAAUUCCAAAAAUAAUGGCCGUGUUUUUUUAUUUUAUACUAUAUUUAGGCAUUGAAACUGUUUUCUGUCGUCUGUUGCUACGGAUGGCAUUUGAUGGACAUGGAUUGAAACUUCAAAAAAUUGGGCCAAGUUUUUCAAAUUUUAAUGCCCUACCUGCAAAGAUCACCAGAAAAAUUAUUAGGGUAUUAGUUAGAGUUCCCUGAUAAAAUUUGUUUGAUGUCUUCUUCAUAACUCUACAGGAGCAUUUUGAGUAUGGGUAAAGACACUAAGUAAUGACGUCAGCACAAAACAAAUUGUCCUAAAACAGCAUUAUCCUCGUGACAUAGUCCCUUUAAUUCUGCAUUUUCAGAUCCGGGCAUAAUGAAGAAAAGCGGUCGGAUUCUCAUAACAGCUGAGUUGGGGCGAGAAUACGGCUUCAAAGAUGUCGGAGGUUAGUCUUGUUUGGGUUUGGGCUUUUUUGCUCAUGUACUCUACUCUGUAUGCACAAACCAAAUAUGGCAGGAGACUUCCCACAUGUAUCCAAUCAGCGCCAGCGCACCCUUGGCGUACUCGAUAAAGACUCUGCGUGAAUCGAGUAAGAUCUUUGUUGAGCAGGCGCUGCAUGUUGCUAGGAUACAGUUUCAAACCCAGGCCUAAUAGCAGUGCGCUCGUUACAGCGGGCUUGAGUAUGAACAUCGGUUUAUCAAUAGACGGAUACUCGCACUCAAAAACCCAGUUUGACGAGAGAAAACAGAUUUACUAGUCCGAACGUUCCGGUUGCGGUGACGUCAAAGACUUGACACGAUUGAGAAAGAGCCUCCUUUUUUUCCCCCUCGAUCAAGAAGAAGAGAAAAGGAGCCGCUCUGCCCGUAGGGUGGCGCUAGCAUAGCCGGUGUAUAAUUCUUGAUGUCUUUAAGGUCCAUAUUAUACCAUUCUUGGAGGAGUCACGGGGAACAACUAACUGUUUGUUGACUUGUAUAAAGCUUAAAAGUGACGUCUUUGUUAGGUUUUUGGUGUCAUGACACGCGUGCUCGUACAUUCACCAUAUUCCCUGAAAUCCCGUGGAGGGUCACACAUUGGUUUCAGUGGCGGAUCCAGGAGAGGCCCGCCCCUUCCCCCCAUAUUUUUAGACCGAACUGAGGCGCGAAGGGCCGAAAAAAUGUUUUUGAGACCGGCCCCCUCCCUUAUUUUAGGUCUGGAUAACCCCCCCCCCCCUCCCCCUUCUUUCAAGAGGUAGUCAAAAUCUUACUAGUAGCAAGUCCCUUGGUGUAACUCCAAAAUUGUGAACAUCAGACUUAUUCAUUAAUGUCCUUCCAUUCUUUUAGGAACCCAGCCAUUGUCGAUUCGACAAGUGAAGAAACUCGUCUCCUAUUUCUACCCUUCCGUGUCGUGGAUGAUUCCUGAGUUUGUUUAUGUUCCUCGCUGGUUACUGGCAGCGGGCGUUCAUAAGUUUUGAUAACGUAUGGUGAGAAAUGCCUAUCACUGGAUGGUCGAUGUUUGUUCGCUUCUCUACUUAGCUUCUUGGACUUCAGUUUCAAGUCCUAAAACGUGUGUGCGGUUCAACCUAGCUAUGACAAUAAUAUGAUAAUAUGAUAAUUACGGUAUAGCGAAUCUGCCGGGGCCCGUUUCUCGAAAGUCCCGAUAAUUAACGGGCCCGGUAAGCUGUUGCCGUUUACAUUAAAGAUCGAGGUUUCAAUAGUUUUGCAUCUAACAUGAUAAAACUAUCAGCUAGUGAAACAAAAGGAGUAGUUUGCUAGCCAGGACCCACGCCUUUAUUCUUUAUAUUUCGAUUUCAAUAUUUGAUUUCGGCCCGAAAAGUUACCGGGACUUAAACGGCCCCCUGAACACAAGGCAGAGCAAGAUGCAAAUUUCGUGCGCUUUAGGACGCAUGCUCUGUUCCCAAUAUUCCCAGAGGAGUCCUGGGUACUAGAAUGAAUCCGAAUACAAAAAAAAUGGGAAUUUAAAUGCGGACACGUGCGGACGUGGAAAUUUUUGAAUCCGGAAAAAAAAAGUUGCGGAUUCAAAAAUAUCCGGAUACCUGUGGACGGGGCCUUAUUGUUUGAGGGGUUAUUUUUAUGUUUCACUCAAUUUGGAGGCUGUUGCCACCGUGGCUUAUUUUCGAUAAGAGUAAUUUCUUGACUCAGUUCUCUUUUCAAUUUAGAAUCCCAAGUAUUUUUCUUCUUUGUAAAUCAGAAACCACUACAGAAAUGUUAUUUUUCUCGAAGCGAGUAAACCGGAAAAUAAUCAAGGGGAUACUCAACCUCCAGGGUUCAUUCAGGUAACGUAGGAGGCUCCUCCUCUAACAAUGUUUUUGUGUCCACCCCACCGUACUCAGGGACCUUAAGAUCCGACGACGGCGACGGCAACGAGGACGUCAAAAAAGCAAUAGGUUUAAUAACCAAAACAACAAUUUUGCACGAGCAUCACGCUUUUUUGUACAUUCUUUUGCCCUCACUGCAUAACUACGACGCGAAAAUGCCUAAUUUCACGUUUUACAGAGGAAGUGCACAAGCGACGUCGAAAUUUCCUCCCUUUCUGAACUUUGAUAUGGUUCUUAUGAAUUCAACUUUAGGAGGGUUCACCUACAUUGAAAGAACGCGAAUUCACUUUUUCAGCGACGUUUUCGCUGCCUUCGCCGUCCUUGGAUCUUAAGGUCCCUACCACGACAGCGAAGGCGGCGAAAACGUCACUUAAAAGGUUGAGCGCGAUUAUCCCAUGGAUAAUAGAAAGAUUGGGUCUUUUUAUCAUCCAUGAUUAUCCCAACUCGCUCACUCUGUCUAAUGUAGGCGAAUUUUCCUGGAGUUGAAUUGUCAAGAAAGAUAUUCAGGUUUAAAAAGAGAAAGAGAAAUUCGUCGUCGUAUGUUCACGUUUUCGAUAUAACGUGAAAUUAGGCCAUUCAGGUCGUAGUCGUGGAGUGACGGCAAAGACAUGUAAAAAAAAAGUAUGAUGCACGUGCUAAGUUGUUGUUUUCCUAACGUAAAAGCUAUUGUGUUUGUGACGUUCUGGUUGUCGUUUCCGCAGUGACAUCUUAAACUCCCUGAUAGUCGCCCCAUGUAAGGAAAUCCGGCUUGUAGAAUCGGGAAUCAGGGAAAUUCCUGCUAGUAGAAUCCGGAUCUUGGGCUUUGAAAUCCAGAAUACAGCUCAAGGGAUCCGGUAUCCCUCUAAUCUAACGAUUGGAAUCUGGCAUCCAAGUUCCACUGACAAAGAAUCUGAUAUUGAAUACCUGGAAUCCAGAAUCCACGGCGUGGAAUCCAGAACUGUCUUGGAUUCCCUUUAAUACAUGGGGCGAUAAUAGACAGGAGAAGUCGUUAUGUCACAUUGCCGUGGUAGCAAAAUUUUUGGAUGACAACAAACCGAAAAAGUCACUUAAAAAGUGAUUUUGCACUGCUUCAAACUUCAUCGAUCUUAUCCAGUGUCGCUUAAUUUGGCGAAAUUUUCUCGGGUUGAAUCCGAAAGAACCGUAGCUAAGUUUAGAAAAAGAAAAAGACAACGUCUAUGUUUUGUUCACCUAAUCCAUAAAGUGAGCGUGUGAAAUUAGGAAGUUUUAUGUCGCAGUGGUGCAACGACGGCAAAGAAAUGUACAAAAUAGCGUGAUGCACGUGCAAAGUUGAUGUUUUGUUAAUAAAACCCGAUUACUUUUUUUGCCGUCCUCCUUGUUGUCGCCGUCGUCGUGGGUUUUGUUUUCAUCCAGAAAUAGUGCUGCCAUGGUAACUGACGUCACACCUCGCCUCUCUCUAAUAGAGCGUUUAGCAAAAGGGGCCAUGUGGAAUGGCCUUGGUAACGAACUCAAGAUGAUAAGCUCUUUCAAGUCCGCUCUGACUUUGUCUGGAACUGCGAUAGUACUUAGUUUAAGUUAGUCUAUAUGUAUUUAACUGUAGAAUAGUUUCUUUUAGUUUUUUGAUAACCUUAAAUGGCUUUUGUGUCUUUUUUAGCUGCAUAGUUUUCUCUUAAAACUUGUUAUGUAAAUGGAUCACUGAAAGAGCAUUUUUAAUGAAGUGAUACCAUUAAUAAAGCUUUUUGAUUGACUGAUUGAUUGAUUGGAUAAAGAGCAACGAAAGGAAGUCAAUUCCGACUUUUCUAGACCGCGUACCAACAGAACACAGGAGCACCCAAAGACUGUUUCCUCCUAAACACAUUGAAAACACUUUUUA
Molecule: messenger RNA, 15101 nt
Organism: Porites lobata
Lineage: Eukaryota; Metazoa; Cnidaria; Anthozoa; Scleractinia; Poritidae
Source: the annotation of a GenBank genome assembly